AUGCCAUCAAGGAAGAAAUGGCCGAUGAAGUUAUAUUUAUCGGCUGCUGAAGAAUCCAUUGGAGCUAUGUUAGCACAAGAGAAUGAAGCAGGAAAUCUUAUAAAGUAUAUGAUAUCAAGGUCAUUAAUCACAGGCCGAAUCGACAAGUGGGCUCUAGCAUUAAUGGAGUUCAAUUUUGCAUAUGCUCCACGAAAGGCAAUUAAGGGAAGAGCAUUGGCAGACUUUCUUGCCGAUCAUCCAUCACCUGAAAUUGAAUCACAAGUGUUUGAUGAGCUUGACUCGGUAGCCAUAUUCAUAACCCCUUGGACUAUAAUGUUUGAUGGGUCGAGUACCAGUGAAAGCUCAGGAGCUGGCAUCAUGCUAAUAUCCCCAACAGGGAACCAAAUUUCGUUUUCUUUCUUUUUGGAUUUCAGGUGCUCAAAUAAUCAAGCCGAGUAUGAACCAUUGAUUAUCGAUUUGGAAAUUCUGCUAGAAAUGGCAGUCAAAGACAUCCACAUUGUGGGAGAUUCGAGUUUAGUGAUUAAUCAAAUCUCAGAAGACUUUAGAUGCUUGAAUUGGCAAUUAAGGCCAUUCCAUUCAUUAGCAACCCAAUUGGUCAACCAAUUUCAUAAUGUAACUUUAGAAUAUAGACCAAGGGCCAUGAAUAAAAUAGCUAAUGAUUUAGUGCAGACUGCUUCAGGAGUCAGGUUACAGAGUGGUAUAAAGGAAAGGAUAAUGAAAAUUACACGUCGAUCUCUUCCAUCGGCUGAAACAAUAAAUCAAGUUAUGGAAGAAGUCUUUGCCACUGAUGUUGCUGAGUUGGAUGAUGAUGAUUGGCAAAUCUCUUACAUCUUGUUCUUGCAACAUCCAACUCUAGAAGCCGAUCGAAGAAUAAAAAGAAGUGCAAUCGAUUAUAUGCUUAUGGAUGGAGAUCUUUAUAGAAGAUCAACUGAUGAUGGAUUAUUAUUUUAG
Messenger RNA from Cornus florida, 951 nucleotides. RefSeq lists its product as uncharacterized. The transcript has 2 exons. Gene Ontology annotation, molecular function: RNA-DNA hybrid ribonuclease activity; nucleic acid binding. The coding region runs from base 1 to 951 and encodes 316 amino acids. The record is from RefSeq and is a predicted model, not a curated record. NCBI's taxonomy places the organism in Eukaryota, Viridiplantae, Streptophyta, Magnoliopsida, Cornales, Cornaceae.